UGAUUGUUUAUACGAGAUGCUUGUGAUAAAGGAAUCUGUGGAUACACUGGAAUUUUAUUCAAAUUUUGCUUUUAAAUUAUUCGUUGCUACUAGUUAUUCUUCUGUGAACAGUUAUGUCGAUAGAGGAAAGCGAUACUACUUUGGUGGGACUCGAUUGGGAAACGUGGCAACGUGUAACGCAAACACGUGGUCUGGCGGCUGCUUCUGGUACAAAUUACGAUGCUGCUGCAAUGCCGUCACAGAAAGCAGUUUGUUACGGUUUUUAUCCUAGCAUUGAACUCGAAUCCAUGCUGCUAAUCAAUUGCAAGAAGUGUGGGUUAAUUUUGAAGGAUGUUGGCUAUGGGCAUCAUAUGCGUUCCCAGCAUGGUUAUCAGAUGAAUUCAGGCUCUGGCGACGAAUGUCAGUCAUUUCUGCUUUCUCCUCCUCAUCGUGUCGUUUCCCCACGUCUGGAAAUGCCCAUUCUCUCGCCACCGUAUCGGCGAUUAUCCACAUCGAUCGCAUCACCUAAGGAUAGCUCAGGUCGAAAUGGAAGUAUUAUAUCUCAGGCUACCUCAACAAGGUACUCCGUGGAACAGAAAGACGAUCUCAAGCUUUCAUUGCGAGUAUCCAGACAUGAAGUAUCAAGUGAAGCAAGUGGACAGAAUAAUUCAGCUCUGUCUAAUGGCACCAAAGAAGAAGGACGGAUAAGUGCUAAAAUUAAUCGGCGAUUAAAUGGCAAAAUGAAAGACAAGAAGGGAAAGAAACGAAGGCGAGAUUCAUCUGAUGAAGACAACUUCUCUUUAGAACAUUUUCGACAGAAAAAACGCUUGUCUAAAAAAGAACAAAGUGUUGGAGAAGCGAAUGAGUCAGCAUCGAGUAAUGUUCUUAUUAGGCAUGAUAAUACGGGUGAUAGUCAUAUUGAUAAUGAUGUUGCAACAGCUUCUCAAAGCACGAAAGCUUCAACUGAGACUAAUGCAGUUCCUGCAGAAGCACUUGCAGAACCAGCUUCUAUGUCUAUUUUGUCGCCGACGGAUAAAAAAGUGCAGCCGGAAAUUACGUUGAGACCAAUCGACAAUAUAGAAAGGUUGUCAAAAGAACAGGAAGAAGCAUUUGAUGCAAAACAGCAAGCGGAAAUGAUGGUAAACUGUACUGGACAGUGGAAUGAAGUAGAUUUAGAUGCAUAUUAUGCAGAUUUAUCUCACGAUGUGGCAACAUGCCCAACUCUCAAAUCAGAAAAGGGCGAAACACAACAGAUUUGGACACCAAAUGCGAUAUUGUCACUGGAGGAUUCGAGUAAUGAGAGUCAUCUUUGUGAGGAUUCCGAUCCGCAUAGAUUUUAUGUACCAUCACCUCCCCAACUAUCUCCGGUAGCAGAGAAAGAGUGCUACAUGGACCCCGUAAUAGCACCUAUAGCCACUGCACAAGACGAGAUUUAUCAUGGCCAUCAUAUGGAGGAAAAUAUAUUGUUGCAACCUCAUGAAAGACUUAUUCCUAACGGGUACCAAGAAGUGGUCGAUUUGUCACGGCCAUCAUCUCUACAUCCAAACAAUGAUCUAGGUUCAAGUGAUUAUAGCGCUGUUCGUCAUCGCUGUGUGGUUUUAGACCAAGGUGAGGAGGAUGCAAAUGCAGGUCGUGGCAAUGUUGCAACCCGCUACCCGAUUGAGGAAAGGAUUGUUGCGACCGGACCUUGUUUCUAUGGUUAUCCACGAGGAGAGGUUUCGGAAGAUGCAAGAAGUCGACGUUUACCACAUGAUGAAGAAGGUUACAUGGGAAAUGAAUUCGGUCACAGAACACAUACUGCAGUGGAGCAAAAGAUAUGCUUGCCUCAUCAACAGCCUCGUUAUCCACAACUUGUUUCGGUCGCUUUCGUACCACAGAAAAGGAGCAGUCGGACAUGUUCAUCACCACCAAUGGAAGAAUUUUGUACUAGCGGUGUUUCAUAUCGAGAUGUCUAUAUCGACCCGGAACAGAAAAUUUAUUAUCCAAAUGCGAGGUUACUGACGGUACCAAUUAAUGGAAAAACAACUGUAGAUUAUCCACCACAAACAAGAUCUUCACCUCCCGAUAUUUUCUCGGCGGAGCAAAAUCAUGGAGUGCACGAUUUACCGGAUGAUGUAGAAAGAUUACCUCAGCUACCAAGUUUUCACAGUAAUAUGGUAGAGGGGAUGCAGAGGGAGAUUCGCGAUCCGAUACAGCUAGCGGUUGUUAACCAAGAGUCGCAGCAACAUUUCGAUCAGAUCGAUUAUAAUGUACGGUCUGAACGUAGCCGACUAUCUUUAGCAAGAAAUUCGGCUAUGAAAAUUGCUAAUGAAGCAAUCUCUGAACGUUCUUACGACUACAGCCCAAUGACAUCAGUCAAUCUUCCUGGAACUCGGAAUUCGAAUUAUGUCCCUCAUGUAACACGGAGGAAAGGAUUCGCGCCACGGGUUAUUCGCACCGUUCGUUCUCAUGUGGAUACGACGCAGCAACCUGCUACGCCGCAAGUAACACCGCAUGAAGUGUGCGUACCAAUUCAUGGUAGGACCGUGAUACGUCCAGAAUAUCGUUAUGUGUACAUACCGUCGAAAUCAUCGCAUUCUGCUGAUCUCGAUCAUAUAUAUAACAGGCAAAGGAAAGAUCGUGAAAGAGAGAUGAAUUUCGGCUGUACGGAAGUGCGGCAUGUAGAGCAUCACUCACGGAUCGAACCAACGGUAAGGCAGGUAGCCAUACAAAAGGUGCAACCAACUUUGAACAGAGUUCGGCCUUUAACUGCAACAAAUGUGGAAGGUGCGCGAACGGUGAAGGUACCAACACAUCGACGACUUGGUCAUCAUCAUUCUUCAUCUGGAACUGAAAAAUUAGUUUUUCAUCCGGAACUGAAAAAUGAAAGAAGUAAUUAUUCUGCCACUUCUGUCGCAGAUGUAGUACGUAUUAAUUCCAAAGAUCGGGUGUAUCAAGCUUGCAGCUACGCUGCUCCGGGUAAUAUACAACGGGGAGCGAACGCUGCAAGUAGAAGCAAGCACCGUUCAAAUUGCUCUUCGUAUCAGAUUCAGCAGAACACUGCUUCACGGCAAAUACGUAAGACAAAAGUAGCACCACCGACAGAUGAUAUGGAGAGUCGCUUUGGAGCUGAUUAUGUUGGUUCACAUUUACUGAAUAAUGGGAUGGUAAGAGAUUGUUCGUCGUUCGCAUUGUCAAUGGAGAAUCGUCCAAAUGUACCGCGUGGUAUCACUGUUCAAACAUCACAGCUGCGUAAUGCCUCUUUUGCUAGCAUUCGUAGUGGUAAUCGACGUACAGUUACUGUUGUUCCAGUACCGGUACUAGCAAAAUGCUCAAAUUCAACCCAUUACAAUGAUAGUUAUCGAACAUCUCUAUCUAGGACUGUUUCAUCCUCAUCAACUAAUCCCGGUAGUAUCCAUAUGUCAUCUUUCGCUUCGGAAUCGCACACUUUCUGA
Messenger RNA from Loa loa (African eye worm), 3413 nucleotides. RefSeq lists its product as hypothetical. The coding region runs from base 114 to 3413 and encodes 1099 amino acids. NCBI's taxonomy places the organism in Eukaryota, Metazoa, Nematoda, Chromadorea, Rhabditida, Onchocercidae. The transcript is spliced from 17 exons. The record is from RefSeq and is a predicted model, not a curated record.